Molecule: messenger RNA, 2367 nt
Organism: Esox lucius (northern pike)
Lineage: Eukaryota; Metazoa; Chordata; Actinopteri; Esociformes; Esocidae
Product: protein phosphatase 1 regulatory subunit 36
Exons: 11
Coding region: 97-1311 (404 amino acids)
Biological process (GO): negative regulation of phosphatase activity
Molecular function (GO): phosphatase binding
Source: RefSeq, a predicted model, not a curated record
UACGAAUUGGCUGUUGCCUAGAUACUAGGACCACAUUUACGUCAACAAAUCUAGUGUAUCAGCAACGAAGAUGAACAUACCCUCUUCAUAGUAAACAUGCCGAAGCUACAGACGGAGAAGAUCCGCAUACCUACUCCUGGUCGUUGGAACUGGAAUGAUGAAACUCAAAGCCUCGAAUUUAUCAGAUUUAAUAAAGUGGUGGAGGUCAAUGAGAAGAGAAUAAACACUAAACCUGUUAAUUUUCAAGAUCUUGCCAGCAAGCGUCCUGAGGGUCAAAUGCAGACUUUGGCCAAGAGGGGGGGACAAAGUAGCAAGAAGACUGUGGGUCCUGCUUUACAUACCUACAAGUCUUCAGCGAAACCGAUUCAAAGGGACUAUGUGACCAUUGAAGACGUAAAACAAGUGGCACUCAGUUUGCUGCAGGAGAAUGAACUCUCCAUUCCACCAUCCUUCUUGCCUGUGUUGAAGAGCAAAGAGUUGAAUGACUUCCUAGCUGCCCUCCUCCUUUACCUUUCCUGUUACUUUGAGAGGAAGUCUCUGGAGAAGAACCCCAUUCCCCUUAUGGCUGAGCAGAGUACCUCAGAGAUGCAGGUGAUGACAGAGGCCCUUGUCAAGGUGGAGCUGGCUCAGAAACAGCUGGCCCUCUGCUACUCAAGCCUGGUCCUGGGGCCGGGCCGGUUCCAGCAACACCACAUGGCCCGUGGCAGGAGCCAUGUGUCAUCAACCUACAAAGACAGGCAAUUGUAUGAGUGUAUGUACAGCUUCUUCUGCUACGUAGCAUGGGUGACAUUCAGUAGGAAUGACCUGCGGGGCAUCCAGGAGGAGGUGGGGCGCCUUUUGCGUUCUGACACCUUCAACCCAGCCCUCAGGACUAGGGUCGAUGCUACAGAGGACACCCUGCUGGCACAGGACACCUAUUCCAAAGAGGGACAGACUGAUUCUAAAGAGCACUCACAGAGCCACAACGCAACAGAGCAAAGGAAGUCCCAGCGGCGUCCGGCUCUGUGUAAGAUCAUGACCCAGCGCUCGCCGCUUAUGGUGUCCUUACUGCCACUUCCGAGUGAGGAUGCUCCUCACCUGUUCGGCCGUGGCAGACCCAGGAAGCAGAGCCAGGAAACACUGAGUGACCUUGAGUCCUUGAUGGGAGAACUCAAAGACCAGCUGGCCACUUUCAGGAAUGUAGAGGAAGAAAGAGGAGAAUUUUUGCUAAAAGUGCUGUGGGCUGGAUUCAGACCAACUCUGCUGCAGUACAUGUGGCAGCUUAGACUGCUGGACAUCCUUGGACACACAAUAGGAACAUUUUCUAUUUAACUACUGUUGCGUAUUUAGCCCAUAAGUUAUGUUAGGGUCAAAUUGACCAGUUUUAAGAAUUUGAUAUGUCUGAAAUACUAUUUGGGUUAUUCUGAUCACCCUCACCUUUCACAAACACAAGCUAUUAUUAUCUUUAUUAUUGUAACUUUUCUUGUGGGAAAGGCUUUGUUGUGUAGUGGUGGGAGGAUCCAGGAAGUAUUGUUCAUAACUUUCCCAAGGUGAUAUUACUUAUUGGGCUUGAUAAGGACCUUGUCCAUAUGUUAUUAUGUAGACUACAAGUCCAAAAAUGAAUCAGCAGCUAAUCAGCGGCUAGCUUGUGGGAAACAAAGUCAAGGAGAGAUAUUUUCCGUGCGAACAUGUCACUUGAGCAAUUUCAUAUAUUCUCCAGAGUAGUUCAGUUCAAUAACUGUGACACAAGACCAGUGCGUCAUGUGAGAGACAAAUAGCACAUGUUGUGAGAGCCUUCCCAGUAACUUAACCUCUGUGAACAUCAUGGCUUAUUUUGCAGAGAUGACCAGCCCUGCUCCAUCUUAUUCCCUAACUUUCCAUAUGUGUGUAAGAUGUUUGGACCCAAAACAUAGAGGUUGUCACUAUGAUCAUAAUAUCUACACAUAUUAUUAAGCAGAACAUUGUCUUAAUUAUUAAAAAGUAUUGGUUUAUGUUGUCCAUCAUAGCAAAUAGAGAUCCAUUUCUGUUUUGGGGAUAAGAAAGUAAAUAAAGUAAAGUAAAGUAAAUGUUGUCUAAAUGGACUAUAUAAUAAAAGGAAACUAGUAAAUGUAAUCAUUUAUAUGAGUAAUGAGUUGGUUAUGGAUGUCAAACACAUUUGUUGGGGGCUAAAAUAUUAAUAGUGAGUAUUGGGUUGUGAUUUAACAUCCGGGGUCAAUUUGACUCGCUAACAUAAAGAGUGUAACCAAAAUGUUAACAUUACACAAAGGUUAAAAUGGCUCAACAUGUCUUGUACAGCUCAUUCGGUGGACCAUGGUGCUUACAAAGUAAAUGUAAAAUGUUGUACAUCCGGGUGACAUUCACAUUGCUCUUUAUGAUUCUGUUUUUUUC